Parnassius apollo (apollo) is the source of this 2487-nucleotide messenger RNA. The record is from the annotation of a GenBank genome assembly. NCBI's taxonomy places the organism in Eukaryota, Metazoa, Arthropoda, Insecta, Lepidoptera, Papilionidae.
AUGGAUGUAAGUUCAAGUAAUGUAACUGUUCUUCUUCGUCAAUUAUGUGAAGAAUUGUCACCCGAACCAGAUACAGCGUAUGAAUUGGCUUUAUCAUAUUUAUCAUCUACAAAUGAAAAAAGCCGCCCCAUCCAAGAUGAAAAAUUGCUCUGCCAAAAAAUACAUAGUUGCCUCGCAAGUGUUUCCACAAAAGAUGCCGAUAAAUUUACUGAGGCUUAUGCAAAACUGAAAAAUUCGUUUAUUUUGAGGCAGAGAUUAUCAAUUUUGACUCUACUGUCAACCCUGUCAGACAAUAUUCAGCAAAAAGAAUACACUCAACAACUUUUUCCGAUACCUAGCCUUGGUGUAGCUAAUUCUUGCACUGUUACAAGUACGAGUAAAAGCACAAUUGGCUCAGUUAGUUGGGGCAGUAAUGCGUUAAAACAAGGAUCAAGCCAAAGUCUUCCUGUUAAUUACAGUAAUGCUGCCAUUGUUCUACAGUCGAAUGAUCGACCCAACGAGCGAGCAUGUGUACGCGACGCUGUACUAGCAGCAACUGGAGUUCGGGCGCGCAGUGCCGUUGGAGUGUCUCGUCCGUUACAAAUGUUAUAUUCACGUAUUGCUCAUUUGGGCUUUUUACAUGACCGCCUUAAAGAAUUUAUUGAUCCUUCUUCUGGUUUGAUGCCACAAGGUCUAAUGGGCGAAGGUCUGGUUGCGUCUGUACGUGAUGAACUUACAGAAUACUACCGCAGCAUCGCUCUCUUACAAUCGCAGGUAUGUGAAGGUGAUGGAGGUGGGGGAACUUUACGUCGUGUUUGCGUGUGGGCACAGGAACCUUUACAUCGGCUUACUUGGCUAGCUAACAUUGUCCAUGCGGCUCAGCUCAAAAAAGGUGGUGAACUAGCUUCAUGCGUACAUCGGUUCGUACGUCACGGCGAUGAGCGCGUCGCUACCCUUGCCCGUCGUUUACUUACUGCGCUAACGUAUCCAUUGCUACUUAUGUUAACGCGAUGGCUCCUCCAUGGUGAAAUCGACGACCCGUUUAAUGAAUUUUUUAUCGAAAGCCGAAGUGGCGUACCGAUUGACAGAAUGUGGCAUGAUAAAUAUCGAGUAAGAGAAUGGAUGGUCCCGUCAUUUAUGUCACGCGAGCAGGCGGCGCAGAUCCUGGCAACGGGCAAGAGCGUGGUGUUCAUGCGCGAGGCUUGCGCUGACGAGCCGGGGCCCAGCGACCACGCGCAUCACCUACAGGCGCUUCUUAAACCACAUACAGGGGACAGCAAGGAGGUGGGCGCUGGUGCGGCGUGGUGGGAGGCGGAGGGGUUGCGCGCGGGCGUGGGCGCGGCGCACGCGGCUGCCUCGCAGCGGCUGCUGGCCGCGCUCACCUCCCAUCACCACUUGCUGGAUCACCUGGCCGCGCACCGCCGCUACCUGUUGCUCGCGCAGGGCGACUUCGUGCAUCACCUCAUGACACUGCUGCAGGAGGAGCUGAAUAAACCGGCGACGUCGUUGUACGUGCACAAUCUGACAUGCACACUUGAGGCAGCCGUUCGCGCCACAAACGCACAGUUCGAGCCACCCCACGUUUUGGCCCGCUUACACGUCAAUUUAUAUCCCAAUUGCGACGGGCGCGAGGAUAGCGGGUGGGAUGUGUUCGCACUGCAGUAUCGCGUGGACGGACCCCUGGGCACCUUGUUUCCGGCCACGUGCGCGGCCAAGUACCGCGCACUGUUCGCGCAGCUGUGGCGAGUCAAGCGCAUCGAGCACGCUCUGCAUCGCGCCUGGCGGGACCACAUCAUAUUACAAAAACGGCUUAAGUACAUGCCCGAGGUGUGGGGUCUGAUGCGGCGAGUGUCGUGCGUGCGCGCGGAGGCGCUGCGACUGUGCGGCGCGCUGCAGGAGGCCAGCUGCGUGGGCGCCGAGCCGGCGUGGGCCGAACUGCGCGCCGCCGCCGCCAGCGGCCACCACCUUGACUCGCUGCUGCGCCUGCACCACUACGCGCUCGACCGCCACUCCAUACACGCUAUGAUACACCACACAACCCAGGAACUGCAGUCAUACUUGGGCAACGUGUUGAAUGAAACGUUGGCGCUGCGUAGCUUUGAGACGACACUUCACACGGGCAUACACGCAGAGUUGGACCGACGCGAGCGCAUAGAACAAUUGAAAGCUGAGAGGGUUGCCAGAGGCGAGUACGCAUUCACAGCUGCAGAUGAAGCGCAAGAUAAGGAAAAGAGGAAGAUAUUCCAUCAGUUCUUAACUAACAGGAAAGCUGAUCUUAAUGUAUGGAUUCGCACAUAUAGGGGCCACGUGACAACAUUGAUUCUUAAGCUGGCGUUACACCCUGAGGUAUCGUUACAAAUGUUGGCAUUCCGACUCGACUACAGUGAUUUUUACAAACGAGGUGACGCGAAACUGCACGAACCUCUCACAUAUCAACAUAAGCGGCUUAGUGAGAUUGGACUUAACUUGGCCAAGACUAAGCUAAUAGAGCGUUCGAAGAAAAAGUGA